Thunnus maccoyii (southern bluefin tuna) is the source of this 798-nucleotide messenger RNA. Its product is annotated as cytochrome c oxidase subunit NDUFA4. The transcript has 4 exons. Bases 144 to 392 code for a protein of 82 amino acids. Lineage: Eukaryota; Metazoa; Chordata; Actinopteri; Scombriformes; Scombridae. The record is from RefSeq and is a predicted model, not a curated record.
UGUACUUCAGCACACAAACAGCUCUUUCUAUAAAUCCAAGACAUUCAAAUGGACAUUUUCAUCAAACUUUAGCUUUCCACUUUGUUUUCGUCACAUUUUUGUUUGGUGGAUGUUUUAGCUUCCUUCUUGGAAGAUCAGUAAAGAUGAUUAAGAUCAUGUUUCAACACGCGAAGAAACAUCCCGGGUUAAUCCCUCAGUUUGUCUUCUUGACUGUGGGCAUGACAGGGGCCGCCUGCUACCUGAUCCGUCUGGCAAGAGGGCCUCAUGUCACCUUCUGGGACAAGAAGAACAAUCCAGAGCCCUGGAAUAAGCUCGACCCAACCUACCAGUACAAGUUUGUGGCCGUCAACGCCGACUACAAGAGCCUGAAGAAAGAGGGCCCUGACUUCUAAAGGUCCUCCAGCAACUCCAGGGGCACCAAGUUUGGCAGGACCUCCUGCUGUGGCCUCAAUGAUGUGAAACGUCUUCCUUUACGUUUCCUCAGUCUCACUUCAUGCUCCUCUUAUUUAACACUGUAACCUUGUGGACAAAAAUCUAUUAAAGAUCACAGGAGUCCAAAGGCUGUUUCUUCAGUGCAUGAUCAUAUACAAUGUCCUAUGCAAAUAAACAAUGUUUAUAUGUGUUAUACUGUUAGUUCUCUUGUAUGAGCCCCUAAACUGGGAGGUCAAAGGUCGUAGUCUGUUACAGAAAAGUAAGGCUGAAUCUAAAUGUCCCAACUUCACUGCACUUGCCCAUAAUCCAACGUGGAAGUGAUGAUGUUUUAUCAAUAAUUUUAAAAAAAAUAAUCAUCAUCAUCAU